Messenger RNA from Octopus sinensis (East Asian common octopus), 2598 nucleotides. RefSeq names its product cyclic AMP receptor-like protein A. Gene Ontology annotation, biological process: cell surface receptor signaling pathway; adenylate cyclase-activating G protein-coupled receptor signaling pathway. Bases 151 to 1194 code for a protein of 347 amino acids. The record is from RefSeq and is a predicted model, not a curated record. Gene Ontology annotation, molecular function: cAMP binding; G protein-coupled receptor activity. The transcript has 14 exons. NCBI's taxonomy places the organism in Eukaryota, Metazoa, Mollusca, Cephalopoda, Octopoda, Octopodidae. Gene Ontology annotation, cellular component: plasma membrane.
AAUAGAGAGAGAAAGAAAGAGUGAGAGAAAAAGAGAGCGAAAGAGAGAGAGAGAGGAGCCGGACAGACAGACAGAGAAUGUUGUGAGGAACGGGAGAGCGAGAGGGUGAGAUAUUAAGAACAGUGAACAGUCGUCAUUCACAAAUUUUCAAUGGACGGACAUACAACGUCUGAUUAUAACUCAACCGUCGAACCGUUUGAUUUAGAAAUUGGAGGACUAUGUACCAUUUUUGAGGAAAAUCCACACUAUUGUGAUAUUAUAAUAGCUGUCCGACGGGCGACUGCUUGCAUUUCACUGAUAGGAUGUUUAUUUAUGAUUUCAGUAAUGUGGCUGUUUCGACGUUAUCUGGCAUUAGCCCAGAGACUUAUACUUUAUCUUAGUAUUGGAGCAUUAUUGGACUGUGUAGCCUACCUAAUGGGAGGCUUGCAUCCAGAUGGACCACUUUGUAAUUUUCAAGGAUUUUGGCUGACAUAUUUUGACUGGACAGUAUUGUUAUGGGUGAGCUGUAUAACUUUCAAUUUAUAUAUGAAUGUGGUUCGAGCAACAGAAACUGAAAAGUUUGAAUGGGUUUACCAUUUAGUCUGUUGUCUGUUACCAUUGUUAAUGUCAUCUUUGCCUUUUAUUGGGGAUAACUAUGGACCUGCUGGUGCUUGGUGCUGGAUCGUUGAAAACUGGAAGUGGAGAGUUGGCAUCUGGUAUGGACCAUUAUUUGCAAUUAUUGCCCUCCUGUUUGUCACCUACAUCUAUAUUGUGAUCACUCUUUCAAGAAAGGCAUCAACUUGGGAAGGCACUUAUGAUCCUGACACUGAAAGGAAUAAGCAAAUGCUGAAAGAAGACAUAAAGCCUUUAAGGGGCUAUCCCUUUGUUUACUUAGCAGUUUCCAUUUUUCCAUUGGUGAAUAGAAUUCAAAAUGCCAUCAGCAGUGGGAAUCCUGUUUUUACAUUAGUUCUACUUGCAUCAAUUUCCAGUCCUUUACAUGGUGCUCUAAAUGCUAUUGUGUUUGGAAUGGACAGAAGCAUAUUUCAACAACUUACACCUUCACAAAUAAAGGUAGCUGUUCAGAGCCAUUUUUAUCGAGGCCAAGAGAUUCGAGAAUACCCAGUUACUUAUCGAUCAAGUGAUAUAUAUGGACACACAAGUCAAGAUUUUCAAGUACCACGAUAUAAUCAUGUGUCUUAUUCAAAACUCUGCUAAUUUUAAUAUAUUUCUGUAAAACAGUUCACUCACUAUAUACUGUGAUGUUAAUACAUUCCCUAAACAUGGAUUUGUUUAUGAGGACAGGAGAGUCUCACAGUAUAACUUGAAUUUGAUUACUCAUUAUGUGUGUGUGUGUAUGUGUUUGGCUAGGGCUGUAUAUAUGUAUGAAUGGGUGUCUAUGUAUGUGCAUAUAUGUGUGUGUGUAUGUGUAUAUAUAUAUACACACAUACAUACAUUUGUGUGUGUGUGUGUAUGUAUAUAUAUAUAUAUGCACAUGCAAACAGGUUUGUUUGUGUUUAUUUUGCCAAACAACCAUAACUGCGUGCAUUAGACCAUUACAUGAUAAAUGUAUAUCAUAAAACUCUUGUGUACACUGACACACACGCGCAUGCAUGCACGCAUACACAUACACACACAUAUACAUCCACUCAUGCAUACAUACUUACAUACACUCACAUUUAAAUAAUUGCUUGCAUGGACUUAUGUGCACAAUUACAUAUGGACACAUAUUUUCAAGAUCUUCAAUUAAAGUUUAAUUCAGAUCUAAUUAAACAGUAUUUAUAUUUCAAUUAAUAAAUUAGCACCAAAGUUAUCAAAUAUUCUCAACAAGAAGGAGAAUCUGUAUUUGUACAUAUGUAUGAGUGUAUGCAUGGGAAAGGGGGUGUUGCUGACAUAAUUGUUCUUCAUUGGCACUAGCCUUUUCUUCAUCAGUUCAAUCUUACUCUCACAACAUGCAAAAUUAAAGAGAAGCAUAUCUUUUUCAGGAAAAGUCUUAUUUCCAACAUUAGCAAUUCUGCUUUAACAGAAUUAAUUAUCUACUAAUCAGAUGUGGUUCUUGAUAGAUUGCUGAUGUAUUUGAAGAGCAAAUAUACUUGGAGUGAUUUCCCUCAUUGAUUGAAACGAACAAAACAGCAGUGUCUCUGUUUGACUUGUACAAAUAUUUCUUUUGUGUUUUUACUUCAUUCAAAAGACAACAGAAAUUAUUGCCUUGCCUCCUACGGGAAACACAUUGACAAUGACUAAAUUUAACGGUUAGGUAGUCGCUUGAAUGAAACUUAAAUGCUAUCUUUGCAUUUUUCUAAAAACAAAUACUGUUCAUUUAACCUCAAAAUAUUUAGUAGAGAUGUGAAAUAAAUGCAAAUGCUGAAAGUUUUACAUUUAAAUGUAAAACCCUGAAGAUUCUUUUGUAUAAGGAUAUAUUUCUAGCCUUGCUCUAAAUAAUUUUUGGGUUACAAAAACAGUGAAGAGAACUGAAAGACAUUCAGUUUCAACCAGAACAGUGUUUUUUUCAAACUGUUUAUGUAUCAGUCAGUUUCCAGCAUAAAUCAACUUGUUGCAUGAAUCUGACUGUUAGUGUACGUGGAAAAUUUUGUAACACACAAUGAGUAUAUGAAUUUUAUA